AUGUCAUUAUCAAACCCAAAGAGAUACGUCAAGAAACGGAAGAGUUUUAUCGGCCUCGCACUCCAGUUUAAGUUGAGUAAUAAAGACUUACGAUCCUCCGAUGCUUAUAGACAAUGUCAAAACAGAUUAUUGAAUGAAGAAAUCUACAUUAAAAAGUCAACGAUACGGACGCUCGAAAAUCAGUUUAAUGUCCAUCGAAACUCGCUCAGAGCAUCUUUAUCAUAUUUGGAUUUCACUCACAUUACCUGCCUUUUCCUCGCUCGAAAUGACAGAAUCCUUGCUGCUAACGACGAAACCCAAAAGAAAAAACUGUUCAACCUUGGUUUGCAGUCUGUGCCAACAAAACAUGAUCCAGAUCGCGUAAUCCACAACUUUUCGUCACACAUUCUGUCCGAAGCUGAUAAAUCGUUGCUGGCCAGAGGUCUGAAUUAUGCAAUACCAUCUUCAAAAGUCGAGUAUGCUGAUUAUAUGGUUUCCUUCGAAAAGCUCUAUCGUAAUGUUAAAAGUAUGGAAAUGUCGUCCGAAACAAGAGAUCUUUUAAAAUCGCGGAUGAAAGAUUGUGCUAUUUCAUCUUUUGAAAGUUACAAUUCCUCGAAGAAACCCAAAAACCUGAGCGAUGAAGAACUUGAAGCUCUGUUUUCGUUGGCAAAUAAUUUGGACUUAGUUAUUCAAAAAUCUGACAAAGGAAAUUCAGUUGUUCUUGUCGAUAAAGAUAUAUACGUAAACAAGAUUAGUGAUAUUUUGAAUGACACAGCGAAGUUUGCAAAAGUUAAAUGUGAUAAAGAGAAGGAGCUGAAUUUUAUCAUCAAUCAAGAGAAAAAAGUUACAGCAGUUUUGAAAACUUUGCUUGACAACGGUUCCUUGGAAAGAAGAUUACAUGAAAAACUUAAACCAACUGGGUCAAAGCUAGGAAUAUUAUAUGGUUUAUGUAAAAUUCACAAAUCUAUUGUUAACGGAAGUCCACCUUUUAGGCCCAUUUUAUCGGCUAUCGAUACACCCACCUGCAAUUUGGCUAAGUUUCUUGUACCACUUUUGGCACCCUUAACAGUUAAUGAGUAUACUGUUUUCAGCUCUUUUUCCUUUGCUGAAGAAAUUAGUAAACAGGACAGUAGUUUGUUUAUGGCUAGCCUAGAUGUUGAUUCUUUAUUUACAAAUAUUCCUUUGCAAGAAACUAUAGAUAUUUGUACUGAUUCUUUAUUUUCAGAGACUGACCCAGUCAGUAAUUUUUGCAAAAGUGAUUUUCGUAAACUCCUCUCUCUGGCCACAGAAAAUUCUUAUUUCACGUUUGACGGUCAACUUUUCAAGCAAGUCGAUGGGGUAGCUAUGGGAUCACCUCUUGGCCCCAGCCUUGCUAAUGCUUUUCUUUCGCACCACGAAAAGACUUGGUUGGAUAAUUGUCCAUCAUCCUUUAAGCCAGUGUAUUAUAGAAGAUAUGUUGAUGAUGUUUUUGUGUUGUUCUCAUCUCCUAGCCAUUUGCCUCUAUUUAAGGACUAUCUUAAUAGGCAACACAUCAACAUAUCUUUCACGUCUGAGUGCGAGGCCGAUAAAACUCUUCCGUUUCUUGACGUAUCUGUUUCUGGAAUGAAUCGAAGUUUGUUACAUCUAUCUAUAGGAAGCCUACAUUUAGUGGUGUUUACACGAAUUACAACAGCUUUUUUCCGGAAGAAUAUAAAACGGGUUUGA
Hydractinia symbiolongicarpus is the source of this 1683-nucleotide messenger RNA. RefSeq lists its product as uncharacterized. The transcript is spliced from 2 exons. The coding region runs from base 1 to 1683 and encodes 560 amino acids. The record is from RefSeq and is a predicted model, not a curated record. NCBI's taxonomy places the organism in Eukaryota, Metazoa, Cnidaria, Hydrozoa, Anthoathecata, Hydractiniidae.